Messenger RNA from Colletotrichum abscissum, 786 nucleotides. RefSeq lists its product as uncharacterized. Lineage: Eukaryota; Fungi; Ascomycota; Sordariomycetes; Glomerellales; Glomerellaceae. The transcript has a single exon. The record is from RefSeq and is a predicted model, not a curated record. Bases 1 to 786 code for a protein of 261 amino acids.
AUGGUCAGGUCAGUCUACCCAGUCAGGCCAGUACCACUGAGUUUCCUUUUUUGGUCUUCCAUUUGCAGUCUGACUUUGACCUGCACUGGAGGCUGGCUUGCAGUAUCCGUACAUUGCAGCUUGGAGCUAGAUGUUCGGACACGAGACAGGCACACGCCAGCAGGGUUGACGGUCGUGACUUCCAAUGAUUCCCUUGGACGUAAAUGGCAGGGCGGGAGGGCUGUGAAGAAGGAGGAAGGGGAGGUCGGUCCACUUCACUUGGGCAGGCACGCUGCACGAAGAGGUGCUGGAUUGCUCUUGCUCAAAACAUACAUAUUUCCGCGCCUUCCUCUGCCGCUCCUUCGGAGCUGCCCUCCCCCCCUUCUGCCUCCCUCCCUUUCGCUGCCUUCCCGUCAAUAUCCUUCCACCCCCGUCCCCCCGGCCGUCCUUGCUCGUCAACCCCCUCCCCGGUCCUUCCUCUUUCACUUUCAAUUGGCAGCGGCAUCAGCAUCAGUCCGCAUCCUUCCAAGGAAAUCGCGACCUUGCUCUCCUCCUCCUCCCUCCUCUUUCCCCUCUUCCCCAUUUCUUCCUACUUUUCACCUUCCUCCUCUCGCUCUAACUCUUGCAAAUUCUCUGCCCUGUCCUUUUGCUUUUUCCCACUUUCCUGUGACGCCGUCGCCAAUCGAUCCCACUUCGUCACUGAGGAUCGACAAUACUACAAUACUCGCGCGGCACUACGGAAUACGCCUUGGACGGAUACUGCCCGCGACCAGGUACCGUCUCGUCUGUACGAACCAAGCGAAGUAG